Molecule: messenger RNA, 1541 nt
Organism: Medicago truncatula (barrel medic)
Lineage: Eukaryota; Viridiplantae; Streptophyta; Magnoliopsida; Fabales; Fabaceae
Product: transcription factor DICHOTOMA
Exons: 2
Coding region: 36-1202 (388 amino acids)
Biological process (GO): regulation of secondary shoot formation
Cellular component (GO): nucleus
Molecular function (GO): DNA-binding transcription factor activity; sequence-specific DNA binding
Source: RefSeq, a predicted model, not a curated record
UCUAUCUCAAUCUCAAUUCUCAACAUAUUCCAGAUAUGUAUUCUUCAAAUAGUUCCCUCAAUGGAAAUAACCUAGCAUUUUCCUCUAAAUCACCUUUUUGUUCAUUUGAAAGCAACUCAACUUCAUCAAAAGAUAUUGAAAACAGUCAUUCCCCCUUUCCUCUUCCCAGUCCUUUCUCUUUCUUUCAAUUCCCUAAUUAUCCUGAUGAUGAUAUUGAUCCCUUUCAAGACAGCCAUCAAAUCUUCCUCCAACAACAUGAUGUUGAUUUCCAACUUCAUCAUCCACCUGUUGUCAUGAAUAACAACAGUACUGAUCAUCAUCAGCGGCCUUCCAAUUCAACAAUCAAAGCUAACAACAAUCUUCUUCCUGCAGCUGCUGGUAAAGGCAAAACUGUAGUGGAUCAGCAGAUCCAAAGAAAAAGAUCUAGCAAGAGAGACCGACACAGCAAGAUCAAAACCGCGAAAGGACUAAGAGAUCGGAGAAUGAGAUUGUCACUUGAAGUUGCAAAGAGGUUUUUUGGUCUUCAAGAUAUGUUAGGCUUUGAAAAAGCAAGCAAAACAGUGGACUGGUUGCUCAACCAAUCCAAACUUGAGAUCAAACUCCUUGCAAGAGAGAAAAAUGUUAAUUUUCCUACUAAGAGUGCAUCUUCAACUUCUGAAUGUACUGAAGGAGUUUCAAGCUUGGAUAAUGAAGUUGGAAAUCAAGAAGAACCACAACAACAAAAACUUGUUAUGAAGAGAAGAAAUAGUACUAACAAGGUUUGUAGAAAGAGUGCAUUCAAUUCUAUAGGUAGAGAAAAAGCAAGAGAAAGGGCAAGAGAAAGGACAAAAGAAAAAAGGAAGGCUAGAACAUCACUAGUUGAUGAAUCAAAUUCAAAGCAAUACAAUGAAGAAGGAAUAAAAACUAACCUCAUUUGGAACCCCUUUGAAAGUGUGGAAGAAUCUGCAGGUACACAUCAGAGUACUCAAGGUGUGACUCAUCCUUCCUUUGAUCAUGUGAAGCUGAUUGAUGAGGCUGAAGUAGAAACAAGCUCUCAAAAAGCAAAGGAACAACAUUCAGAUGAAGAUAAUUCUUUGUUCAUUAUGAGCAAAUGGAGUCCACCUAUGAUGUUCAAUUCUCUCAAUAACCUUCAACAACAUCAAUUUGAACAAUUUCACCAAUCCAUGGAAAAACCUUGGGAAGCAUACAACAACCGCAUUUAAUUAACAUGCUACCGUACUUGCACCCCUUAUCAUCACCUCCUCCUUUUUGUGUCAGUCAGGCUCAGAAUAAAAUGCAUUAUGCAUUGCUGUGUUAUUUCUUUGCUUUCCUUUUUGGAAUGUUAUGUGGUGAGGUAUCUUCAGAAUUUUGGAAACAAUAUUUCAUAAAUAUUGUUGUGUGUGUAUGUCAUCUCUAUUUAAAGUGUUGCCACUUUCUUGUUUGUUUCUGUUCUGAGUUCUGACCUUGAAAUUGGUACAAGUUUACAAUUUAUAUAUGUGUCUCUUGUAAGGGGUAUUUUUAAUUGAUGAUAAAGAAAAAUAACUGAUUGAUUUUUCUCCCUA